AUGAAGAUCAGAGAGACUCCGGAGAGGGUGGAGUUUCUGUCACAGCUUCACACUCUAACCAACCUGCUCAUCCUCUCUCUGGCUGCGUCAGAUCUCCUGGUGGGACUGAUUGUGAUACCAAUAACAACAGUAGCAGUAAUGGAACCAUGCUGGGGUUUUGGGGAAUAUUUCUGUGUGUUUUAUUUCUACAUUGCUUGUUUAUGUACUUCUUUAUCUCUGGGCAAUUUGGUCUUGAUAUCUAUUGACCGCUAUGUUGCUGUGUGUGAUCCCUUAUUGUACCACUCUAAAAUAACAAUAGCAAGAAUGAUGUGUUGUAUAUCCAUUACCUGGUGGUGUUGUAUCAUAUACGAUGUUGCUAUUGUAGAACACUUUGUAAAUGUACAGGUACCCAGUAGGUGUUUGAAUGAAUGUUUUAUUGUUGAAGGAGUAACCUGGGUUAAUAUCAUUGACCUUUUAUUUUCAAUGGUUGUCCCGUGUUCUAUUAUUCUAUCACUUUAUAUGAAAAUCUUUGUGGUGGCCAGAUCACAGUCCAGAAAGAUGUUUUCAAAAGAGGCUGCCUGUGUGUCUGGUGGUAAAACUGUACAGGCAAAUAAGUCUGAGAGAAAAGCAGCAAAAACUCUUUCUAUUGUUGUUUUCAACUAUUUCAUUUGUUGGAUUCCAUUUUUGUUCACAAAUAUGUUUUCUUUUCCAAGUGACAAUUUAUCAUUUAUCAUCAGCUUUCUGCCACUUGUUAAUUCCUUAAUUAAUCCAAUCAUUUAUGCUUUCUUUUAUCCUUGGUUCAAAGUGACAGCUAAACAUAUUUUAACUCUGAAGUUAAGGCGUUCUUAGUUCCUAUAUUUAUAUAUAUUGUUUUUUUAUCUACAAGCAUUGGUUGGAUAUAGUUGUGUUAAACAAUUGCUCUAAUUGCUUCUUUCAUGUAACAAUACACUGACAUUACUUUCAGUAUCUCAGUAUUGUCAUUAUAGAUACAUGUGGUUUUGAUACAGAAUGAUUUUGCUGGAUUGGAAUGACUUGGAGAAGGCAUUAGAAGGCACAAGCUUGUUUUUACAAAAGACAUUGUAGUCAUUUUGGGUUAAAAAUUCCAAUACCAAAAUCUGUGGUUGUUCCAUGUUAUUUAAUGAUACAUAGUAUGCAAGUAUUCUAAAAUUACAUUUGGAGGUGUCAUAUGUUGUUUAUCAUUGUCCUCUAGUUACUGCAUUGGGACACAAUGCCUUCAACAAGUGUAGUAAAGGGUGUCGUAUAUGCCCUAUAGACCACGGCUAAGAGUUGUUUUUGUGCCUGGAGUGCCUGGAUACAGCCCUUAGCCGUGGUAUAUUGGCCAUAUACCACUAACCCCUAAGGUGCCUUAUUGUUUUUAUAAACCGGUUGCCAACACAGCAAGGAAAGGAAGACACAUCUAAAUUGAAAAUGUUGCUUUUAAGAAAUAAAUUCAUAAUAAAUACAUUCCACCAUGCAAACUAGUUCAGACAAAAGUUGUGUUGCUAGACUGGUAACAUAGCUAAUGUUAGCUAGCCUGUAGUAACAUAGCUACAGGCUAGCUAACAUUAAAUGUAUGCAAAAACAGAGCAUUAGCGCUACUUCUACAGUGACCAACACAUGCCAAUUAUUUAUUUAUGUUGCCAUUUAAUGUGCACAAACAAAAAAAUUGCCCCAUUUUAUUGUUGGCUUGCCCAAUGAUGUUGUUUUGUUUCCUCCACUCUGCUGGAAAUGUAGCCAUUCUUUUAGCUGGGGGAGUUUCUGCUGUUUCGCUUCCAGAUUUGACCUCUUGUAACUUUGAAGAGAGGUUUUGGAUCAGUGUCCUCUGACAGACAUUAUUUUUCGUGCCUCUAGACCGGCAUCCGACAGAUUCUGGAUACCUAAAAGGGUCCUAAAAUUCAAAAUCAAAUAGCUAAAUGAUCCAUGGUCGUACGUUAAAAAAAAUGCAUAUGUUAGUUUAUUAACCCCCAAAUGCUUAGCCUUUUAGAGGUUUUAAACAUACUUGAAGCAGCUCGCUUACAAGCCAUGGUGCAAGAAAUUGUGUGCCCUAUAGGAAAUCUCAAAAUGUGCAGAAAUACCCUUAGAAAUAGAUUUUCAUCUGGUGCAUUAUACUAGGCCAUCUGUGUUAGUGGGCUAUAUCAGCCAAUGGGCUAGAUGUAGUUUGAAGAGAGCAGAGUAGGAGAGAGAGGACACUUGCACUUUCUCUUGCACUACAGUAUGUUUUGCAUAUAGCCUACUAAAAUUGUCCUACUUCUAGGAGCAGGACAAUUUUCAGAGGAGACAAAUAUGGAUGGUGAAUAUUUAUUUCUAGGCAAUGUAGUAAACUAUAGCUUAGACAUACUUAGAAAAUACAUUUCUUUGGAUAGACAACUGUCCCGUACAUCUCUGCACAUGCAUAGGAUAUAGCCUACUCUUUUUAAUUGAGACCACACGCACACCUGAUCUCACAUGCCCAACAGGGAGAGGAGAGGUAUGGCUACUGAACUUGAAGCAGCAAGAAUUAUUAAAGUGGACACUAGCUAGUAAAAAAUUGGCCUUUUGCUAAAUUAGCCAUGGAAGGAGACUUAAUUAU
This is a messenger RNA of Oncorhynchus gorbuscha (pink salmon), 2548 nucleotides long. Its product is annotated as trace amine-associated receptor 13c-like. Gene Ontology annotation, biological process: G protein-coupled receptor signaling pathway. Gene Ontology annotation, molecular function: trace-amine receptor activity. Gene Ontology annotation, cellular component: membrane. The record is from RefSeq and is a predicted model, not a curated record. Lineage: Eukaryota; Metazoa; Chordata; Actinopteri; Salmoniformes; Salmonidae. The transcript has 3 exons. Bases 1 to 828 code for a protein of 275 amino acids.